AUGAAAUUGUAUUAGCGUUCAUUAUUUUGGCAUCUUUUUAAUUAUUUAUAUAUUAUCGAUGUAAUUUCAUCAGAUUGUUUCUUAAUUAAUUAUGAAUUUAAUUCAAAACCUAUCUUGGAAAUUAUCUAAAAAAUCGAGAAGAUCAACAAUCCAAAAGAAGGAUUCAUUCCAAUAAUCGAUCAAACUUUUGGUUUAACCAAUGCAUCUCUUGAUUUAAUUGAUAAUAUUUAAGAAAUAAAGUGUUCAAGUAGAGUUUUCAAUUUAAAGCAAAUUUUGUAAGCCUUUGCAAUAUGUACAUCUGAAUAUGAAAGAGAGAUAGAAAAAGCUUCCUUAUUUGAUUGA
Messenger RNA from Paramecium primaurelia, 342 nucleotides. The record is from the annotation of a GenBank genome assembly. Lineage: Eukaryota; Ciliophora; Oligohymenophorea; Peniculida; Parameciidae.